AUGGUACAUCCACUCCGGCCAACGACGACGACACUCCUUAGAAGGAACGCGACGACAUCGUCAAAAUGUGGAUCUACGACACCAUCUCCCCUUCUCUUCUCGACACCAUCCUUAAAAACCCGUAGCAGUGCUCGUCAGAUAUGGAUAUCCAUCGAGAAUUUCUUCCAUGACAACAAGGAGGCACGGGCAAUUCAACUUGACACUGAACUUUGUUCCCUUACCAUUGGCGACCUCUCCGUCCAUGACUACUGCCAGAAGCUGAAGACACUCUCCGAUCUCUUAGCCAACGUUGACUCUCCCGUCACGGAACGAGUCGUUGUCAUGCACAUGCUCAAUGGUCUCACAGAGAAAUACGACAACAUCAACAACAUCAUCCGACAUCGCCAACCGUUUCCAUCGUUUGCUACUGCUCCCUCCAUGCUGGUUGAGGAGGAGCAUCGUCUCUUCAAACAGAUCAAAACCGGAACAUCUACCUCCAUCGAGUCUUCAUCUCAUAGUGCGUUGUAUACGUUCCCUGGUGGCAACCACAACAACAAUAGCAACAACAGCAAUCCCCGUCAUAACAACCCACAUGGCGGUAACUACAACGGUUGUAGGGGACGUGGCCGCGGACGUAGUUACAACGGCAGAGGACGUGGUCGCCAACAAUGGAACUGGGGCAACAACUGGCGCAUGCCCCCUCCAUGGUUCCAAACCCCAGCAUCCGCACCACAGUAG
Messenger RNA from Camelina sativa (false flax), 717 nucleotides. NCBI's taxonomy places the organism in Eukaryota, Viridiplantae, Streptophyta, Magnoliopsida, Brassicales, Brassicaceae. The record is from RefSeq and is a predicted model, not a curated record.